This is a messenger RNA of Hirsutella rhossiliensis, 825 nucleotides long. RefSeq lists its product as uncharacterized. Gene Ontology annotation, cellular component: membrane; endoplasmic reticulum. Gene Ontology annotation, biological process: membrane organization; endoplasmic reticulum tubular network organization. NCBI's taxonomy places the organism in Eukaryota, Fungi, Ascomycota, Sordariomycetes, Hypocreales, Ophiocordycipitaceae. Bases 1 to 825 code for a protein of 274 amino acids. The record is from RefSeq and is a predicted model, not a curated record. The transcript has 4 exons.
AUGCCGCUCCAGGAGCGGCUGCUCGCUCUGGCCAAAACGCUGCAGUUUGCCUGGUUUGUUGGGCAUCUGACGCUCAUCAUGGCCACGAUGCGAUAUGGCUUCUCGUGGCUUCGCAUGAACUACUACGGCCGCAUGGCCCAGUUCUCGUACCGGACCUCGUUUGUUGCCGCCGCCGUCACCUACGGCAUCGUCGUCUACAAGACGCAGCGCGCGCGCGCAAAGACGGGCAACAAGAUGCCGGGCGGUGUCAUCGGCCUCUUCUCCGACGAGAACGUGCAGUACCUGCUCAUUGCCCUCGUCUGGCUCCUGUCCCCCCAGUAUCCGCUUGCGCUGCUGCCCUUCUGCGUUUACUCCGUCUUCCACGUCGCCACCUACACGCGCGCCAACCUUAUCCCCGUCUUUCAGCCGCCCCCUCCGGCCAUCGACGGCGCUGCUGCCCGGCCUAGAGUCAACAGCCCAAUGGCCGACAGGAUCGGGGCCUUUGUCAAGGAGUAUUACGACGCGUCCAUGUCCAUUGUGUCGGGGCUCGAGAUUCUGCUCUGGAUCCGCGUCCUGCUCUCUGCUGUCCUCUUCCAGCGCCGGUCGUGGAUCCUGCUCGCCCUUUACACUGCCUUCCUCCGCGCCCGCUUCUCCCAGAGCUCGCACGUGCAGAACUCGGUGUCGCAGCUCAGCGCCAGGAUCGACUCUCUGGUCGGCGCCCAGGGCACUCCCCCAGCUGCCAGGUCGGUGUGGGACGGCGUCAAGAACGGCGCCAGGCAGUUUCACGAUGCGACGGAUGCCAGCAAGUACGUCACCACGAGCGGCCCCGCCAAGAAGACGUCGUAA